UACAUCUUGGGCAAAAGACAAUUCUUUGUCUUCUUCUUCUUGUUAUGGGUCUAUAAAGUUAAGUCCCUCGCUCUUUCCUCUAUCUACAAACAUAGUGCAAGACAUUUUAAAAAGUUAUGGAUAUCUAUUCGUAUCAUGAGUUGAUCAUAUUCAUGCGAUUGCUUUUCCCUUUGAUCGCAUGCCUCCUUCUCUUACUCCCUAGCUCUUUGUCCUAUAGUUAUCUGCCUCCGCUUUGCCAUCAAGAAGAGAGGAUAGCUCUGAUGCAAUUCAAGGAUAGCUUUAUCAUAAAAAACAACUCUGAUUGCGAAUACACUUUGGAGAACCAUCCUGAGGUUGCAUCAUGGAGAAUAGAUGGAAAUAAUUCCAAUUGUUGUGUAUGGAUUUGAAUGCAACCAAGACACGGGUCAUGUCAUCGCCCUCAACCUUUCGAGGAGUUGUAUCUAUGGUGCUAUCACCUCCAACAGUAGUCUCUUCUGCCUUCAUCAUCUUCAAAACCUUACUCUUGCUGGAUACUUCGCACAAUGGGAUGCCAUGGAAUCAGUUGGAUCAAAGAAUUUAUAUUACCUGGGGGACUUGGUCGACUAUUCAAUUACAAUGGCAAUCAAAGGUGUGGAGUUGGAAUAUAAGAAGAUCCAUGAUGACCUCAAAGUCAUAGAUUUCUCAUGCAACAGGUUUGAAGGAGAAAUUCCAAAACAAGUAGGGAAUCUAGAAGGACUUCAUGUUCUGAACCUCUCAAAUAAUGCUUUCACUGGUCAUAUUCCAUCAUCCUUUGCAAACUUGACACAACUAGAAUCAUUAGACCUUUCUCAAAACAAGUUGUUCGGAGAGAUACCUCCUGAAUUAACCCAGCUCAAUUUCCUUUCAAAAUUUAAUGUGUCGCAUAACAGCCUCAUUGGACCUAUACCAAAUGCGCAACAGUUUGGAACAUUUGAAAAUACUUCAUUCGAAGAUAAUAGAGGACUGUGUGGAAGGCCAUUGUCCAAAAUUUGUGGAGAUUCUGACAUUUCAACACCUCCACCUUCAACCAGCUUUGAAGAGAAUCGGGGUCCAAAUUUUUUCUUUGAAUUUGGUUGGAAAGUAGUUGUGAUGGGAUAUGGAUGUGGUUUCGUAUUUGGAGUUGUUAUAGGGCACAUUGUGACAACUAGAAAACCAUAUUUGGUUAUCAAGAUUUUUGGCAAGAAGCAAUGCCAAACUCGAAUAAAGGUGAAUCGUAGGAAGUAGUAAAUGAAUCUUAGUUAAGUAAUGUGUUGUCUUUUUUUUUUUUUUUUUUUUUUAAGUUUCAUUUGUACUUCUAGUAUUAUUGUAUCUUAAUGGAUGGAAUUGGUAGUCGAUCUACAGAAAGGUCAACUACU
Carya illinoinensis is the source of this 1352-nucleotide messenger RNA. Its product is annotated as receptor-like protein 34. Lineage: Eukaryota; Viridiplantae; Streptophyta; Magnoliopsida; Fagales; Juglandaceae. The record is from RefSeq and is a predicted model, not a curated record. The transcript is spliced from 2 exons. Gene Ontology annotation, molecular function: protein binding. Bases 352 to 1221 code for a protein of 289 amino acids.